AGCAUGGAGGACUUCCAGAGGAAGAUGAAUCAGCGCUAUGAGAACACCAAGCCCAGAAAGGUGAGGUUCAAGCUUGCGUCAUCCUACAGCGGUCGGGUCCUGAAGCACGUGUAUGAGGAUGGUCAGGAGCUAGACAGCCCAGAGGAGAAGUACCCUCACAGCUUCAUCCACCGCAAGAUCCCCCCCAGCCACCUGGAGAUGGAACAGCUCUGCGGCUUCAAGGAUUCACAGGGUGACCAGCAAGGUGUGUACCCUCCUACAGGGCUCAUAGCCCAGAGAAUAAAUGUGUAUCGAGGGGUGGGAGCCUACAGACCUAGUGUGGCCCAGACUGAGACAGAGGAAAGUGAUGCAAAGUCCUCUGUGCUUGACUUUGGCAAAAUUAUCAUCUACACGAGCAAUCUACGGAUCAUCAGAGCAUCUCCGAGGAAGGCUGAAGUGUUAAGACACAAUGUGAUGCCAUCUGUGGGUUUGGAGGAUUACCCGCAGAUUAAGGGACGAGGGAGUGGGAAGAGGACUAAAACAUCCUGUGUCCGGGAUGGGCAGGGGGGGGGACAGAUGAGCAACACAGAGGAUAAGGAGGUAGCCACUUGCCAGCAUUGUGGUGGUUCGGGCUGCGCUCCCUGCUCCCUGUGCCAUGGCAGCAAGCUGUCCAUGCUGGCGAAUCGCUUCAAUGAGUCCAUCAGUGAUCUGCGCUGCCAAGCCUGCUACCCUCACGGCCUGGAGAAGUGCCAGUCCUGCUCAGGCAAAUAG
This is a messenger RNA of Lampris incognitus (smalleye Pacific opah), 750 nucleotides long. RefSeq names its product glutaredoxin domain-containing cysteine-rich protein 2. The transcript is spliced from 5 exons. Lineage: Eukaryota; Metazoa; Chordata; Actinopteri; Lampriformes; Lampridae. The record is from RefSeq and is a predicted model, not a curated record. Gene Ontology annotation, biological process: sensory perception of sound. Bases 4 to 750 code for a protein of 248 amino acids.